Messenger RNA from Hylaeus anthracinus, 5264 nucleotides. It is a transcript of the gene PAPLA1, whose product is annotated as SEC23-interacting protein. The record is from RefSeq and is a predicted model, not a curated record. Bases 188 to 4555 code for a protein of 1455 amino acids. The transcript is spliced from 9 exons. Gene Ontology annotation, cellular component: COPII-coated ER to Golgi transport vesicle. NCBI's taxonomy places the organism in Eukaryota, Metazoa, Arthropoda, Insecta, Hymenoptera, Colletidae. Gene Ontology annotation, molecular function: metal ion binding.
UUUGAUAGCGAAAGGUUUCUGAUAGUCCACAUGCCACCUUUGUCACAUAUGUGCUUACGUGGAAGUGGCGGUAUAGGUCAAGUUUGUAUGUGUUUUAUGGUGAUUUGAAAGUGAUCUCCAAUACGUGAUUUAGUUAUCUUUUGAUGGCAGUGUUUACGUGUCGCGUGGUGCCAACAUCACUACAAACAUGAGUAGUGCACCACGUAAAGUGAAAAAUCCGUUGUUGUCAGCGGCUGGCGAUGGUUUUCCUUUUGAAAAUUAUGCUGAAAAUGCAUUGUUGGUGCCCGUUACACCUACUACACCUGCAGUACUCCGCGAUGAUGCUGAAGUGGACAACUUCGUGGGAAAGGAAUCAGCAAAUUCUCAAAAUUCACCUAAACUGGUGACUCCAACCAGUACAGAUACCGAAUUCACACCUAUACCUUUACGUUCCGAAAACGCGAAAAGUACAGAAAAUCAGCCCGCGAAGCAAGGCUACUUCACUUCGAUUCUUUCGUCUCUCCCAAAUUUGUCCUUAUCGUCGAUUAAGGGCGAUUCCUCGGGAACACAAACAAACCAAGGAUUUGAACACGUAGCCGGUGUACAGAAUACGAAUCCUUAUGUGCCUUCGUACGAUAGUCGUGAUACUUUGAAACAUACACCGUCGCCUGUAAUCCCUAAUUUCCACGAUCCUCGACGCACGAAUUUUGCGGGAUCUGGCGAGGUUCUGGCCGGAAACACUGCGAAUUUAUCAACUCCACCGCAACCAACCUUGCCGCCUACAAUUCCUUCCUCGACCGAUGGACCCAUUUCGUAUCGACUUGGCAACCAAAGACGUCUUAAAUACGCACCGCCGCCCGAUUUGACAACGAGCACAUCCAAACAAUAUUCAGCUUCGCCUGUUCCAUCAUUAUUUACUCCGCCGAGUGUUGUGACGUCGACUAUUUUUAAUCCAAACGUACCAGUUGUCUCGGCUCCAAGUCACCAGCUGAUCGACAAUCCGAUUUCCACUAAUCCAUCGUCGUUGCAACACUCAACGCCGGAGCAAUUGUCCCAAGACAAUUCUUUGCAAGUGUCAGUCAGAUCUAGUCCGAUAGCGACAGGAGUUCCUUGUAGCUCAACUGGUACCCCGCGAAGCGUGACGCCUCAAAGUCAGACCUCUGGUUUCGAGAGCGUUCCUCUGUCUGGAAAAUCAGGACUCUUUGUGUCAACUUCUCGACCCAUUCCUUCCAAAGUUCUGGAACCUGCGACCCCUCAAAACACACCAGCCAAUGUCUCAUUCUCUGGCUUUGAUCUGUAUGCGAAUUAUCCAGACCACUUAACGACGCUUAAUUCAGGAAAGGGAGCUGCCGCAACAGGAAACCGAGUUGCCACCUCCUCGAACCAAGCGGUCUCGCACAUUUUACAAGAAAAUAUAGUCGCACCUUCCGUGGAAGUUAAAGCUAAUUCGACGUUUGCUCCAAUUUCUGCGGUUCAAGUUACGGAAAAAUUGGAACACCUGCUCGCUGAACAGAAAGAGGAUUCCACGAAUUUACCUGCUGGGAUAACAACCAAACCUGACGAGAGCACAACAGAGGCUCAAGUUGUCGAAACUCCUAAGGAUACAAAGUCAAACGACACCGAAGGCAAGAGCGAAUUAGUUAAAUCUGACUCAGUAACCGAUACGAUUACUAGACAAGUUUCCGAACCGUUGCACCCACCGAUAGUUCGUCAGGGACCGUAUACAGCGAAUGAAAGUAUUGAUACAUCGCAAAGUCAUGGUGUGUCGUCGUAUAUACCAUCCUUCCAACAAUAUUUUCAGGCACAACCUUCUGCGUCAGGUACCGAUUUCUUCGCGGAGAAACCACCGACACAGCAGAAGCCGAGUCUGAGUUAUACCACGGCUGAAGUUUCAGUCCCGACUACAUUUUCUGAUCCUUUGAAGGCAUUCGCACAGCCUGCUAGUUCGUUUUUCGAUUUGUCGGGAAUUAACAGCCCACUCUCUCCACCUCAGCACAAAGAAAACAUUGCGAAUGCGCAUGCCGAUUUAGCAACAGCUCCUUCGAUAAAAAAUUCGCAACAGUCACCGUCGGGCACUUCGUUGCUUUCUAAUCUCAGUAGUGCUUUUGUACCUGUAUCUCAGGCAUCGUGGGAUAUCAAUAAAACCCCUCAAGCAGAGACUGCAAAUGCAACAUGUAGUGCGACGAUUCAGGCAGUACCUCCUAUGCUUUACAACCCAGCACAAUUUCAAAACGAUUUCUACAAGCCAUCGUCAGUAAGGCAUCCGUACAUUUCCCCUUUCGCACAACCAGCAGCGAGCCAAGCUCAACAAUACUUUGAGAAUUUACCUGGAUCGGUACAAGUGCACGACACAGCCGGUGGAAACAGUAAUAUAUUCCUGCCCACAUCACCCGCGACUACGAUCGUACCUGAACCGACGGGUUCGGCUACUCUAAGUCCAGUGCAAAUGUCAAUUAAUCCGUUAUCUGGGCGACCAAGCUUAGAUACCGUGCCUCGCAGUUUUCAAAAUUUGGCCACUGGUACCACAGAUAAACGCAUGCCGUACAGAGCAGUGUACCAUCAUUGGUUUUAUCGGAAGGAGGUGGAAAAUAAGGUGCUAUGGCUUCCAUUUUCCAUGCAAGAUAGUUUACAGUUAGAAGAGGUGCAUAAUUCCUCCGAGAUUACCCCUGAAACUACAGUCGCCACGGAUGGUGGUCGUUACGAUGUAGACAUUUUACGACGUCAGAGAUCCCCCGUUUAUUGGAGCGGAACACCAACAGAAGUUAGACGAUGCUCUUGGUUCUUUAAAGGACCUACUGAAUCGAAAUACAUCCCUUACGAUGAAAGCACUGCCGCGAAACUCGAGGAAGAGUAUAAACAAGCUUGUGUCGCGAAUAGCUGGAACCGAAGGAUUGAUCUGAACAAUGGAGAAUACAUUAUUUUCCAUAGCGCCACCGUCCAAAUUCACUACCUGAUUCCCAGUUCCCCAGAAUUGACAGCGUCAUGGGGCAAUACUGCGGGUUCAGAGGACAGUGCAUAUUUACAGGGUGCUGGUAGUAGGCCACGAGUGCUAAAAAGGGGUGUCGACGAAUUUCACAUUGAAGAUGGCGAACCUGAGAAAGUGGAUCAUCUUAUGUUUCUCGUCCAUGGUAUAGGAAGCGUCUGCGACUUGAAAUUUCGAACCGUGGAGGAAGUUGUUGACGAGUUUCGAAGUAUAUCACUGCAAUUGGUUCAAUCGCAUUAUCGAACUGCCAGCGAACAGAGAAUUGUGAACAGGAUAGAAGUUCUACCAAUUUCUUGGCACACGACCCUUCAUUCCGAGGAUACUGGAAUCGACAAGAAAUUAAAAGCCAUCACGUUAGAGAGUAUACCCAAGUUACGGCAUUUCACCAACGACACAUUGCUCGACAUACUUUUCUACACUAGUCCUGUGUACUGCCAAACCAUAAUGCAAACAGUUGGAAGUGAGGUGAACAGGCUCUAUGCUCUUUUCAAAGAAAGAAACCCGAGUUUUGAUGGAGGAAUUUACCUUGGCGGUCAUUCGUUGGGUAGUUUAAUUUUAUUCGAUCUUCUGUGUCACCAGAAACCAUUACCGGAUGACAAUACGGAUGUCAAUAAUGCUGAAGCUAGCGAAGAACAAACGGAGGCAGAUACUGAUCCUUCUAAAACAUUACCUGGCCGAGUUUUAAAGAGACGUCUUAGUAAAAAAAUAAGUUAUGUGAUAGGUGCUGCCGGAACGGGUCAGCCUUUUAUACAUUAUCCGCAACUGAAUUUUUACCCACGUGCCUUUUUCGCUUUUGGUAGCCCAAUUGGUAUGUUUGUAACAGUUCGAGGCAUCGAUAUGCUUGGUGAAGAUUUUCUGUUACCAACAUGCCCAGCUUUCUUCAAUAUAUUUCACCCAUUCGAUCCUGUAGCCUAUAGAAUCGAGACUCUUAUUAAUCCGGAAGCUUGUAAAUAUCGACCAAUGUUAAUUCCUCACCACAAAGGACGGAAGAGAAUGCAUUUAGAAUUAAAAGAAACAAUGUCACGUGUCGGUGCGGAUCUGAAGCAAAAGCUCCUCGAUUCUGUUAGAAAUACAUGGAACUCUGUGUAUCAGUUGGCUCUGUUUCAUAAGCCAGAUAAUAGUGCACUCGAACGGGAAAUUGACAAGGUUGUCGAAGAGCAAAUGCAACAAACACCAACCGUGCCGGAUCAACAGAGUAACGACGAUGGUGGAGCUGACUUUAAAGUAGGAAAGUUAAAUGGUGGACGAAGAAUAGAUUAUGUACUCCAGGAAGCACCGUUUGAAUACAUUAACGAGUACAUUUUUGCCUUGACAAGUCACGUCUGUUACUGGGAGUCUGAGGAUACUAUGCUGAUGAUGUUAAAAGAGAUAUAUGGUUCAGCGGGUAUUCAAACGGACGCUCAACUCCCUCAGCAGACAUUGUCGAUAGAGCGAGCAACACCGUCUCCAUCUUUAAUGUCGUUCGCAUCGACAUCUACUAAAGGUGACGCAACGUCAUCUGUACCUGUUAUUGGAAUGGAUCCUACUGCAUCUAUUUCGGAGAAUGUUGUUGUCGGCCCUCCACCAAAGAGUGGAUUUGUUAAGAAGUCAUGAUUAAAGGAGAAUUAUUCGAAGUUCGAACAAAUUUAGCGAACUCAAAAUUCGAGGUGACGGUGAAUAACUAAUCAGAGCUAAUCAGGUUGAUGCUGGCAUUGUACCUGACAUUGAUACAAGUCACUAGCUAUACGAACAUUGAAAUUACAUUUUUUUCUUUGUUUGACAGUUUAGCACUGCUGAUUCUGUUAUAGCGUUCCAAAAUUAUCAAUCAGUGGAUUAUUCCCUGAUGUGAUUUGGACGAUGAGUGAUUAUCAUAGUUACCAAAAUUGGCCUACGUUACGUAUUUGAUGAUACACAUGAAUUAAAUCACAAAUUAAAAUCGUUUUCUGGAAUGAAAAAUUAAAGUCAGUUACAGAACUUCAAUUUAUAUACGCAACAUAAAUAUUUUAUAAUAUUUAAUUAAGGAUUUUAUUAACCGAAUUGGUAUUCAAAUUCAACAUAUUUGGUAGAUGGAAGAAAUGUAGCACUUGUCAUUUGGCAUGAAAUUUACGUAGAGAACAAGCGGUUAAGUGAGCAAGAAUGAAACUCCGUAAUAUGAAUGCAAGUUAUGCAAAUUCUUUAUGUGGUUUAUUGUAAAUAUAUGACUUAUGAAUGAAUAUCAAUUAAAUAAGAUAUACAAGUUUUUCGAAAAUAUGCUUGCAUUAUGAGACUUCACACGUACGUUCUCAGAUAUGCAAAAAAUUUAAUAAAAUACUGUAUUCUUUUA